This is a messenger RNA of Yamadazyma tenuis ATCC 10573, 710 nucleotides long. RefSeq names its product proteasome core particle subunit beta 4 (gene PRE1). NCBI's taxonomy places the organism in Eukaryota, Fungi, Ascomycota, Pichiomycetes, Serinales, Debaryomycetaceae. The record is from RefSeq and is a predicted model, not a curated record. Gene Ontology annotation, cellular component: cytosol; nucleus; proteasome core complex. Gene Ontology annotation, biological process: proteasomal protein catabolic process.
AAUUCUCACUCACUCACAUAGUGGCAAAUACACAAUGGAUAUCGUUCUCGGAAUCAGAUUGACAGACUCCACGAUCAUUGCGACAUCUAAGGCCAUAACACGAGGCAUAUCCGUGUUGAAAGACAAUGACGAUAAGACCCGUGUGUUAAAUGCGCAUAAUUUAGUGGCGUUCACAGGUGAGUCUGGAGAUACGGUCCAGUUUGCUGAGUACAUGCAAGCCAACAUUCAGCUAUACUCGAUGCGGGAAAACGACAUUGAGUUGUCGCCCAAGGCCACCGCCUCUUUUGUCAGGUCUCAAUUGGCUACUUCCAUCAGAUCCAGGAAACCAUAUCAGGUGAAUGUGUUGCUUGGAGGAUUCGACACCAAGUCCAAUGAACCAACGUUAAACUAUAUCGAUUACUUGGGUACACAAGCGGUAUUGCCUUAUGCUGCCCAUGGUUACGCUGCAUUCUAUUGCAUGUCGUUGUUGGAUAAACACUACAGAACCAAUAUGACAUUGGAUGAUGGGUUAAAAUUGUUGGAUAUGUGUAUACGCGAGUUGGAAACCAGAAUGCCCAUGGACUUCAAGGGCUGCUACGUCAAGGUGGUGGACAAAGAUGGGGUCCGGGAGAUCUCCUGAGGGUCUACAAUGGUAAGCAGAUGGUCAACGAUGAGUAGUAGUAUAAAUCAGAUCAAUAGAUCCAAUACAGAAAAAUACAGAAACAUUCAGU